This is a messenger RNA of Trichechus manatus latirostris (Florida manatee), 9220 nucleotides long. Its product is annotated as zinc finger protein with KRAB and SCAN domains 8. Bases 302 to 2023 code for a protein of 573 amino acids. The record is from RefSeq and is a predicted model, not a curated record. Gene Ontology annotation, molecular function: DNA-binding transcription repressor activity, RNA polymerase II-specific; RNA polymerase II cis-regulatory region sequence-specific DNA binding. The transcript is spliced from 7 exons. Gene Ontology annotation, biological process: negative regulation of transcription by RNA polymerase II. NCBI's taxonomy places the organism in Eukaryota, Metazoa, Chordata, Mammalia, Sirenia, Trichechidae.
GUGUUGUGCCUCCGCAGGUUUGGAAGUUAGCGACUGGAGGGGUGUGAUCAGAGUACGGUUUUUUCCCCCUUCUUCCUCGCCCUUUCUCCAGAUCUGUCCACCCUUUGCAGCCUCUCUUCCCCAUCCUUGACCACCUCAGGAGCUCACACUAGAAUUUCAUUGAGGAUUUUUGCGUGAAGAUUUAUUCCUUGGAUAGAUUUGGCAUGGCAGAAAGGUUAAAGAGAAGUACCCUUGGAAAGUUCUUCUCUGAGAAGAUAAAGAAGGUAGUGGAAACAAGCCUCCUGAGCUUUUCCGGCCUUAAAUGGCUACAGAAGCAAGAAAGCCUUCAUCCCAAUCCCCAUCUGACCAAGCACCUGAAGAGGACCUUGUAAUUGUCAAGGUAGAGGAAGAUCAUGGUUGGGAUCAGGAAUCUAAUCUGCAUGAUAAUAACCCUCCUGGCCAAGAGCUGUUCCGUGUGCGCUUCAGGCAGUUAUGCUACCAGGAGACAUUAGGACCCCGAGAAGCUCUGAUCCAACUCCGGGCACUUUGCUAUCAGUGGCUGAGGCCAGAUUUGAACACCAAGGAGCAGAUCCUGGAGCUGCUGGUGCUGGAACAGUUCUUGACCAUCCUGCCUAAGGAGCUCCAGACUCUGGUUAAGGAACAUCAGCUAGAGAGCGGAGAGGAGGUGGUGACCCUAUUGGAGGAUUUGGAAAGGCAGAUUGAUAUACUAGGACGACCAGUUCCAGCUCGUGCACAUGGACAUAGGGUACUCUGGGAGGAGUCUGCAGCAGAGCCUCCCAGUACUCAGCUCCAACCUGUGGCAAGCCAGCACAAAUCUCCAGACCCCCAAGGGCCACAAGAGAGAGCCACAUCUGCUUCUCAGAGUCCUGUCCCUUCCCAGAAAAGAAACUCUGGAGACCAGGAGAUGGCAGCUGCACUUCUCACAGCAGGGUUCCAGACUUUGGAGAAGAUCGAAGAUAUGGCUGUGUCCCUUAUCCGAGAGGAGUGGCUUCUUGAUCCAACACAGAGGGAUCUGUGUAGAGAUAACAGGACAGAGAACUACAGAAACAUGUUCUCCCUGGGUGGUGAGACCAGGAAUGAGAACAGGGAAUUAGCUUCAAAACAGGUAAUAUCUGCUGGAAUCCAGCCACAUGGAGAGACAGCUGCCAAAUGCAACGGGGAUGUUAUCGGGGGUCUUGAGCAUGGAGAAGCCCAAGACCUUCUGGGCAGAUUAGAAAGGCAGCGGGGAAAUCCCACACAAGAGAGACGACAUAAAUGUGAUGAAUGUGGGAAGAGCUUUGCUCAGAGCUCAGGCCUUGUUCGACACUGGAGAAUCCACACUGGGGAGAAACCCUAUCAGUGUAACGUGUGUGGUAAAGCCUUCAGUUACAGGUCAGCCCUUCUUUCCCAUCAGGAUAUCCACAACAAAGUAAAACGCUAUCACUGUAAAGAGUGUGGCAAAGCCUUCAGUCAGAACACAGGCCUGAUCCUGCACCAGAGAAUCCAUACUGGGGAGAAGCCGUAUCAGUGCAAUCAGUGUGGAAAGGCUUUCAGCCAGAGUGCGGGCCUCAUUCUACACCAGAGAAUCCACAGUGGGGAGAGGCCCUAUGAAUGUAAUGAGUGUGGGAAAGCUUUCAGUCAUAGCUCACACCUCAUUGGACAUCAGAGAAUCCACACUGGGGAGAAGCCCUAUGAGUGUGAUGAGUGUGGGAAAACCUUCAGGCGGAGCUCACAUCUUAUUGGCCAUCAGAGAAGCCACACUGGGGAGAAACCCUACAAAUGCAAUGAGUGUGGGAGGGCCUUCAGUCAGAAGUCAGGCCUUAUUGAACAUCAGAGAAUCCACACUGGAGAAAGACCCUAUAAAUGUAAAGAAUGUGGGAAAGCUUUCAAUGGGAACACUGGCCUCAUUCAACAUCUGAGAAUCCACACAGGGGAGAAGCCUUAUCAAUGUAAUGAGUGCGGGAAAGCUUUUAUUCAGAGGUCGAGUCUCAUUCGACAUCAGAGAAUCCACAGUGGAGAAAAGUCUGAAUCCAUAGGAGUUUAGCAAAAGCUUCAGUCAUAGUUUGAACAUUAUUUAGCACUAGUGACACCACAUGCUGGUGAGAGAUCUUUCUGUGUAGUAAAAAGGCAGAAAGUUUGUCACCAUUACAACUUUAGUGUCAGAAUCAGUACUGGUGGCAAAGUUAGAAUAGGUCUUCAGUAGUUUGGGCCCGGUGCAUUGAUGCAGGUUGAUUGGAUUAACUAGUGGGAGGUGUCUGAGGAGUGAAGCUCCCAAUGGCCUGAUAUAUCCUGUAGAAACUUAAAAUAGCAUUAGCUGCUUGCCGUGGCUCAAGGCACUUAAGUCUGUCUUUUGGGUGAGUAGCUAUAGUUUGGGGAGAGGCUGUUCCCUCCUAGCUCCUCUGCUUCUUCCCAUGCUUUGUGACUCCUUUCUCCCAUUUAUUCCCCUGAAGGUGCCCUUGUGGCCUUCCUAUGAUCUAAGAGGCUUCUGUAGAGUUCUAAGCAGCAGCCUUUGUGUGAGACUUACAUUUGUAUUUAGCUUUCUAAGAUCCUAGUUGUAGGGAAAUUUUUACAGACAUUUAUGAUUAAGUGUACAUUUUAUUUUAUUCUAAUUUUCCUUGUAGUUGGUGGAAAUCCAUAUUUCCAUGCAAACUCAGAAUGCUGUAUUUUUAACAGCACUCCAGCAUUUUUCUUCAUAUAUCACCUUCACUGACUCCACUGAGUCAUUGAACAUCUGUAUCCUUCACCAUUCCCAGUCCCAGUACCUGUGUCAGCAAAGGAAGUGGACGCAUUAGUGAUGGUUGUGGGAGUGAUGCAGAGAAAGAGGUGAGUGGAGACUCAGCCCGGCUGCUCUUGAGCUUGGAUGGUUAUACCUUUGGUGACUUCUGACUCUCCUUUCCACGUCCCCACUAUAAGCCAUGGUACAAAUAGAUAAUUGCACCAUCCUAUUUAUGGCAUCACACGGGAGAAAGAGAAGACGGAGGUGCUUAAAGAAGACAUUAAAAUCCAUGCAAAGAAUAUCCCACUAUAGUACUGCUCUCUCAGGUUCCUGUCAGCCUGCACAAACCACCUGACUGGAUUUUCUGUCACUCUUGUCAUUACCCUGGACCCACUUCCAGAGAUGGCCUUAGCAUCUCAUUCAUCAUUCUCUGUUCUGUUUCUUGCCAUUACCAUUAUAACUUUAUUAUCCACAGAGAUAAUCUGUCAAACAUCUUACCUCAAAUUCCUCAUUCUUCUAAAUUCUGGUGAACUCCAUCUGUAAUCUGUGUCUGUAAUUUACCAGCAAAGAUACACUAUGAAUCUCAUCAUCACCAGGUACUAUAUUUCAUCUUGGAGGCUUUCAGUAUACCAAAGGCUACUGUAUAAAGUGAUGAAGCUGGUUUAAAGUAACACACCAGAACUAUGCAUCCAAAAAUGGGUUGCCCUUUAAAAUUGGGCAGUUCUAGCACUAUUUAUUUGGAAUACUGCCAGAAUUCCUUGUUUCAUAAACAAUACAAGAAAAGUAGUUCUAUAACUCUUGAGUCAGAUCUCAUUUUUAACUGUUUGAUUACUCACUUUUUCACCAGACUUGGAAUCGAGUAGCUUUUGGUUAUUUUCAAAAUCAAAUCCACUCUCAAAAUUGAAAUUGAUUCUGUUAAGCACAUUCAGAAGAAUAUGAUAUAGGUUCUGAAGAAAAUUCCAAGAGAAGUAACCCAAUUUCACAUUGUGACUGUAUGGGACAGCACUUAUUAAUCAUGCUAUUUUAUGAUUGGUGUUUUUAAAAAUCAGUCAUGAAAUUUUAUAUCAUAGAGAGCCACAAUUUGGAUCAUAAGCUGGUUCCCUGUAACAUCCCUCUCAUCCCCAUCUUGACCAUUAAGAUGAACUUCAAUGUUACCUGUUUGAUUAAGCCAUUGGUACUCAGCUGUGACUUGUAAUUCUUGGUAAACUUUUUCAAAAUAUUUCUUUCUAUUAUCCUUCAUUUUCUUACCUCUUGUUCUUUUUUUUUGACCUAUAGAUUACGAUUCCUAAUUCCCUUGUACUUGAAAUUUGAAGAAACCAGAAACAAAUCUAGUUGUCUCUAGAUCUUUGCUAUCCUGCUUCAUUUGUGCCUUACCCUCUGUAAGAUAACUUCUGCCUGGGGCUGGUGCUACCUUGUGUGCACAUAUUACAUAGAAUGGGUACGUUGUCAGAGGGAGAAUACACGCGUGCAUGUGCUCAUACAUAUAUACAGGCGUGUGCAUACUUCAGAAGAGCAUUUGUCUUCAAUUCCUAUAAAAGUUAUUUUAGCAGAGCAACAUUGAAAUGAGUAUAGAUGUACUAGCUAAUGUCUCUUUAGAGAUCAGUACCCAGAGUACCGUGUAGCCAGAUUACUUAAAUCUCAAAAUUAUCAAGAUUCUGAUAGAAAUUCAGAGAAAGGAAAUCAAGAAUAUGACCAGAAAGAUUAGUGUUAUCCUGAGGUGAAUGUGAGAAAAGACUAUAACUUGAAAGAACUAUCAAGGCUGAUUCAGCACAUGUAUAGAAAUAGAUAAGUAGGAUAAAACAGUAGAACAAGGCUGUAGUUUCUUUCAGGGCAUAAGUAGAAGUUUAUUCAUGGUCCCUGGUUCUCACUCUUGGCGUUAGAAUAGCAUUGAUGAGACCUUGUUUUGAGCCCCUAACUAUAUAAAUGGUUCAAAUUUUAUUUUACCUAAACAUACAUGCAUUAAGCUCCUUUAUCCUACAGGAUUUUUUUUCUUUUUUUUUUUUUUGGCUCCUAAUCUGAAAUGAACUAUUCACCAGCUACUUUCUUCUGUCGUCUUCAGCUUCGUGCUUUAGGACCUGGUAUGAUGAGGUGGUUCUUCCACAACUCUUGCCAUCUAGCACAAUCCUAGGACAGUUAUCUUAGGAACAAGGUUUUAUCUAUGGAACAAGGUUUCAGUGCUAGAAUGUGGUGGCUAAUUCCCAUAAGGAGAAAAUAUUUUUGCUCUUAGUUCUGAAGCUCCAGAUAAUGAUAAUUGUAAUAAACCAAACCCACUGCCACUGAGUCAAUCCUGACUCAAAGCGACCCUAUAGGACAGAGUAGAACUGCCCUAUAGGGUUUCCAAGGAGCAGCUGGUGCAUUCAAACUGCCAACCUUUUGGUUAGCAGCAGCCAAGCUCUUAACCGACAUUUAUUGAGCACCUACUGUGUGCCAAGCCCUAGGUUAAACAUUUCUCAUGCUUAUGAUAAAUAUUAUUCUCAUUUCAUAGAUGAGGAAACUAAGGCUUAGAGAGUUGAGAGAGUCACACAGCUGGUAAGUGAUAGAGUAAGGAUUCUAACCUACACAGUCUGAUUCUAGAGCCUGUGCUCUUGACCACUGUCCUGUACUAUCUCUAAUGAACACUCUAACCCUGGCCAGCUGUUUUAAAAAUAUGUAUCCCGGGUCAUAAGAGGUACAGGGGAAGAGAAUGUAUAAUACAGUGCAACUCCAUUAGAAUUACUGGAAAAUUGGUUGAAAAUGCCAUUUGGGGUUAUAAUUACAUCUUCAAAUGUUGAUACUUUUUAUGUUUUGGUAGUAUUAGAAAGCUAAAUUGUACAAAUAAAACAUGUUUAAAAGAGUAACUGGGAACAGAAAGCAAUAACUUACAGAUUCAAAUAUAUUUUUCUCUAAACUGCCCAAGGGAAAGUAGAAUUGUAGAUAGACAUGAAAUAUUAAUGUACCAAGGCAGGCAGAUGAACAGUUAGUAUGACAAUACUAAGUUCAUCUACAGUAUAAAAUGUGAAAAACCUUCAACCUCAUUGCCCAUUUCUAACUACCAUUCUGUUUCUCCCCUAUCAUUACUGUUUUUUCAACCCCAUUUCCUCAUUAAUCUAUCCUUAAAACUUUUCCUCAUUGGAGUUCAUAACCAGCACUCUUCUGAAAUGUCCUUAGAAUCGUCAGUGGAAGAAUUUUAAGGCCUUUUCCUAAUUGUUAACCUUCUUGAUCUCUAAAUAUUUCAUACUGUUCAGUUCCCCUUACAUCUCAGGAAUUCUCCUUUGGGAUGUGGGAUCCUUUUAGGUCCUUUUUCUCCAAUGUCUGGCAUUUCUUCAUUGAUCUUUUUUCUCUUUCCCACUGAGAAUAAUCCCCAUGUCUUAAUUUUAUUCACUACUUUUUCUGUAUUCACUUUUAUUUAUCCAUUUUUAUUGGUUGCACUUACCUUCUGUAUUUGAGUAACUUAAUAUUUCCUGCCUUAUGGAUCAUCUUGAGACCUGUAGAAUUUUCCACAGGUACCUAUACAACUUGGUAUUUGAAAAAUGAACUCAUCACUCUACUUCCCCAGGCCUCAUUUGCCUUUUAAAUAGGUAUCAUUGCUUAACUUAUUUACUCUGAACAGAAUUUAUUAUUACAAUCUUGGAGUUGUCUUUUCAUCUUUUGUGCCUUCCACUCACUAUGUCCAGAAUCUUGCUAAACUGAUCCAAUUCUUAGUCAUUCUCCUUGAGGCUAGAUCUUUUACAUUUGUCCCAUCCCCUUGUUGCCCUCCUUGCAGAUCCCCAUCAGCUGAGAUCCAGGUUAUUGUAAUUCUUUAUUUCCAGUUUCCUUACUCUCAGGAUCCUCAUCUUGCAUACAGCUUCCAACAUGAUCAUUCUCUCUCAAGAACGCCUACCAAAUAAUUCCUGUUAGAACAGUAGUAUGCCAAGUUCUCCAUUGCAUUGCUCUCCAUGCUUAAUCUUCCUGAACACUCAUAACACUGUAGCAUAGUCACUUUGAUUCAUCAUGUUCAAACUUCCUACGGCCUUCCACUGUUGUCUUACAAGUCUUUGCCUCUGUGCCUUUCUCAUGCCGUUCCUUUUGCUUAAGGAUUGCUCUUUGGUGCCAGCUCAUGUUCAUCGCUCCCUUCAAAGCUUAGCUUCCUUUAUAUCUUCUAAGUGAGCUCUCCCAUACUGACUUCACCUCCCUUUUUCUGUGCUGCCUUAGCACUUACCUUUUUACUUUUUGUUGUACUGUGGUCCAUGCACUUACUAUAUGUUGCUUUGUAAUUAUUUUCUAGUAUUCUGUAUUGUUUUACAUUUGUAUUUAUUUCUGAAAUUAAAUUGUAAGCUCCUUGAGAGCAGGAGUAAGAACUUUUACGUUUGUAUCUCUGUGCCCUAUAGUGCCUAGUAUAAUGCUGAGCACACAGUAGGCAUUUAAUAAAUGUUUGUUGAAUUAUUGUGUGGAUUAUUUAUAGUGUUAUCUACAGAAAUUUUUUAAGCUGUUUUCAAGGAUGUAUGUAUCUUCCUGCCACUUUGUGCAUUCAAAAAGUAAAGACAUAUUUCUAAAGAGUAUAGUAUGUACAACUAAGAAUAAGGCCAAAAAGUCCAACAGUAUAAGAAUAUGGGUGAGAAGCUGAAAUACGAAGCUCUUAAUUUGUUUGACCGGACUUAUUUAUUGGGAAAGAAAGAAAAUAGGAAACAAGACUACUGUGUUAAAAUUAUAAUUGCAAAAGUGCUUGAGAAUAGGCUUUUGUGUCUGGGGUUAGAUCCUUGGUUCCUAACUGGAGAAGUGUGGCAAUAUCUGGAGACAUUGUUGGUUGUCCCAUCAGUGGGGCAGGGUGCUACUGGCCUCUAGAGUGGUUAGAGGCCAGGGAUGCUGCUAAACAUCCUGCAGUGCACAGGGCAGACCCCCAACAAAGAAUUAUCCUACCCCAAAUGUCAGUAGUGCUGAGAUUGAGAAACCCUGGUUUAGAGAUGAAAAACUAGCUUUACAAUUAGAAAAAUUACCUAUGCCAGGCUUUAAGAGAAUCCUAAAUGUGUAUGUAUUUUGUGGUUUGUGUGAUUAUAAAAGAAAGCCUUAAUGUUUGGAGUUCACACCAGAAUGUCAGUGAUAAUGGAACUAGGCACAAUAAAAUUGUUGCUGUUCUAAGAUUGCUUUGAACUUCAGAUCUACCACCAUUUCUGUGCCAAUGGAAGGUGUUGGAAGAGUACAUGUCUAGUUUCAGCCUACCGUAUUUUGGUGUCUUGCCUUAGCUUCCAGAGUAAAACACUGGAGAUUGUCUUUAGCAGGGGGGCUUUAACUUUGUGAUCUAAGAUUUCGCUUUGGGGACAACACAUGACCCUACACAGUCCCUUGAGCAGCCACUAGACAAUAAUUACCAGCUCACUAAGGAUACCACAAGCCACCGUGUUGUUAGAUUGCUGAGUAAAACCCAUUUCUACUUCCAACAUUUUUAACAUGUUAAAAUCCUAGUUAGACAGCUAUGUAGGGAGAAAUGUGAUUUCCUAAAUUAGUUUAAAAAUGGACCUUUAAAAACAGUAGUCUGCCAGCCAGUACACCUCAUGUACAGCCACCACCCUGCUGUCACUGGAGGCUCUGUGUUGCUUUGAAGCUGAACAGGUGUCGGCAAAGCUUCCAUACUAAGACAGACUAGGAAGAAGGGCCUGGCUAUCUGCUUCCUAAAUCAGCCAAUGAAGACCGUAUGAAUCACAACAGUCUGAUCCACAGCUGAUCAUGGAAAUGGUACAGGAUCAAGCAGCAUUUUAUUUCAUCGUGUAUGGAGUUGCUGUGAGUUGGGAGCAGCGGCAUCUAACAACUGGUCUUGUGUAGCUCAAGUAGUACUUUGGCUUUUGGAAGGAUUAACCCAAGUUGAAAAAUAAGUUUAAAUGUGUAACACACUAAAGAAAGAACUGCAUUGCUCUGUUGUAUUUAAUUAUUCAUAGUCUAUAGAAUGCUAGAUUUAGAAGUAACUUUGAGAUUGUUUAAAUCCAUUACUCCGUAAAUGGAGGCCCAGAGGCCACAGGGCUUGCGCUAACAAGUUAGUGGUACAGGUGGAAAUAGAAUCCAGGUUUCUUAAGGCUUUGCCCACUUCUUUUUUGGCUGGUUACUCCCUCAAGUCUGACUCUUGUUAUUGUACGUUCUUAAUUCGUGCCCUGCCAUGGGAUGGGCUCAUUUUUUGUUCCUCCAACUGUAAUGUCUCACUUCAGAAAUAACUCCUUUUAUGGGAUGUGUCCAGACCAGUAUACUGAAUGUGCGGUCUUGAGUUAAAUUUUUCCAUAAAUGACAGUAGUUGGUGAGAUUUUGCACGAGGGUAGUCGUGUUUUGAAAGCCCUGCCCUUGUGUCUGGUUCCUAAUCAAGAGAGCACACAGCGUUGGCUUUUAAAUCCCUAAUAAUAAAGACCAGAGCUCCUGCGGCCUGGUGGGUCCGUUUUAGGGAUCCUUUGGGCCCAUACUAGAAAUGUGGCCUUUACCCAGCUGCUGUCUAAAUGCCAAGAUUCAAGGGUAGCCCUACCCUGGGUGAAACUUCAGAAAGCAAAAAAAAUCCCUGGGUGAGGUGGGAAACUGGAGCCUUGGGAAUGA